UCUUGCCCGUGUCGUCUCAAAGCGCCAAAAUCUACAUCACUGAAACCAGCGUUAGGGUUAGCGUUAUCGAUUCGCCAUGGGAGUGUUCACCUUCGUGUUGAGGACCUCCGGGGGAGAGUGGUGCGCCAAGCAGCAGAAUGGAGACCUUGAGGCCUCCGCUUCAUCCACAUUCGAGCUCCAGAGGAAGCUGGUCCAGUCUGCUCUCUCUUGCGACUCCUCCGGCGGUGUCCAGACCUCCUACUCUCCUGUCACUCCCACCUCAGCCGUCUUCCAGGUGAUCGUUGGUGGUGGUGGUGGCGGCGGCGGUGCCUUCAUUGGAGGUGGUGGUGGUGGUGCUGUGGCUCCAGGAGGUGGUGCAGCGGCUGCUGCAGAGGCUCCCGCAGCUGAGGAGAAGAAGGAAGAGAAGGAGGAGAGCGAUGAUGACAUGGGAUUCUCUCUCUUUGAUUAAUCUAGUACCGAGUUACAUAUUAUGUCGUAAUCUUGUUCCUUUCUUCAAAUUGCAUGUGGUGUUGGAUGUUUUUGACUUGGUUGGAUGAGAGUAUAUGAGAUCUUAAGAAAUUUUUGUUAAGACAAUUUGAUGCACUCUUGAAGUGGUUAUGUGGUUAUGUUUAAAGUGGUA
Pyrus x bretschneideri (Chinese white pear) is the source of this 619-nucleotide messenger RNA. Its product is annotated as 60S acidic ribosomal protein P3-like. The transcript is spliced from 2 exons. NCBI's taxonomy places the organism in Eukaryota, Viridiplantae, Streptophyta, Magnoliopsida, Rosales, Rosaceae. Gene Ontology annotation, cellular component: ribosome. The record is from RefSeq and is a predicted model, not a curated record. The coding region runs from base 77 to 448 and encodes 123 amino acids. Gene Ontology annotation, molecular function: structural constituent of ribosome.